UCUGCAGUCCCUGUAGAAGCAGCUCUGGUUCCAACCCCUCCAGGCCCAGUUUUGACAGGCGGGCGCAACAGCCAGUGCCGAGUCGCGGAGGCCGGCUGGGGUGCGGGAACCUGAUCCAGCCGGGAGGCGGGGGCGGGGCGGGGGCCCGGGUGCUUGGGGAGGGGCCGGCGCCCGCCUUCCUCCCCCAUUCAUUCAGCCGACCGUGGGGGCCGAGGGGCUCCGGCGGCCAGCUCUGCACCGGGAGCGGGAGCGCGCAGGGCCCGGUCUCCGCGGGACUCCCUGCGCACCAGCCACCAUGUCCGACCCCGCGGUCAACGCACAGCUGGACGGGAUCAUUUCAGACUUUGAAGCCUUAAAGAGAUCGUUUGAAGUUGAGGAGAUUGAGCCACCCAACUCCACGCCACCCCGGAGGGUCCAGACCCCUCUGCUCCGGGCCACGGUGGCCAGCUCCAGCCAGAAAUUCCAGGACCUGGGGGUGAAGAACUCAGAGCCCGCUGCCCGCCUUGUAGACUCCCUGAGCCAGCGCUCCCCCAAGCCUUCCCUGCGGAGGGUGGAGCUGGCGGGAGGCAAGGCGCCUGAGCCCAUGUCUCGCCGCACAGAGAUCUCCAUCGACAUCUCCUCCAAGCAGGUGGAAAGCACAGCCUCCGCUGCCGGGCCCUCGCGGUUCGGCCUUAAGAGGGCCGAAGUCCUGGGCCACAAGACCCCAGAGCCUGUCCCUCGGAGGACGGAGAUCACCAUUGUCAAGCCUCAGGAGUCAGUGCUCCGCAGGGUGGAGACCCCUGCCUCCAAGAUUCCCGAGGGCUCUGCCGUGCCUGCCACCGAUGCAGCCCCCAAGAGGGUAGAGAUCCAGGUGCCCAAGCCAGCCGAGGCACCCAACUGCCCGCUCCCGUCCCAGACCCUGGAGAACUCCGAGGCCCCGAUGACUCAGCUGCAGAGCAGGCUGGAGCCCAGGCCCCCUGUGGCUGAGGUCCCAUAUCGGAACCAGGAAGACUCCGAGGUGACUCCCAGCUGUGUUGGCGACAUGGCUGACAACCCUAGAGAUGCCAUGCUCAAGCAGGCGCCCGCGUCACGGAACGAGAAGGCCCCCAUGGAGUUCGGCUAUGUGGGGAUCGACUCCAUCCUGGAACAGAUGCGCAGGAAGGCUAUGAAACAGGGCUUCGAGUUCAACAUCAUGGUGGUGGGGCAGAGCGGCCUCGGGAAGUCCACCUUAAUCAAUACCCUCUUCAAGUCCAAAAUCAGCCGGAAGUCGGUGCAGCCCACCUCGGAGGAACGCAUCCCCAAGACGAUUGAAAUCAAGUCGAUCACCCACGAUAUUGAAGAGAAGGGGGUUCGAAUGAAGCUGACGGUGAUUGACACUCCAGGCUUCGGAGACCACAUCAACAAUGAGAACUGCUGGCAACCCAUUAUGAAGUUCAUCAACGAUCAGUACGAGAAGUACCUGCAGGAGGAGGUCAACAUCAACCGGAAGAAGCGCAUUCCUGACACCCGCGUCCACUGCUGCCUCUACUUUAUCCCAGCCACCGGCCACUCGCUCAGGCCCCUGGACAUCGAAUUCAUGAAGCGGCUAAGCAAAGUGGUGAACAUUGUCCCCGUCAUCGCCAAGGCGGACACGCUGACCCUGGAAGAGAGGGUCUACUUCAAACAACGGAUCACGGCAGACCUGCUGUCCAACGGCAUUGACGUGUACCCGCAGAAGGAGUUUGAUGAGGACGCAGAAGACCGGCUGGUGAACGAGAAGUUCCGGGAGAUGAUCCCAUUUGCUGUGGUGGGCAGCGACCAUGAGUAUCAAGUCAAUGGCAAGAGGAUUCUGGGAAGGAAGACCAAGUGGGGCACCAUUGAAGUUGAGAAUACCACUCACUGUGAAUUUGCCUACCUGCGGGAUCUCCUUAUCAGGACGCACAUGCAGAACAUUAAAGACAUCACCAGCAACAUCCACUUCGAAGCCUACCGUGUGAAACGCCUCAACGAGGGCAAUAGCGCCAUGGCCAACGGGAUCGAGAAGGAGCCGGAAGCCCAGGAGAUGUAGAUGCGUCCCGCCCCUGGACCCCACCCCCAGAUCUUUUCAUCAUCCCUGGCCCACCCACCUACCCUGUCUUAUUUUAUAUAAUUAUCUCCACUUGUCACCUGCCUCCAUCCAUCUCUUCCCACUUUGCCAGGUAAUAAGAGAGGGUUUACCUCCCAAGUGUGCUCUUAUUGGCUGCAGCAGCAGGGUGGGCGGGGUUAAGCCUGGGUUUGCCUCUGUGCUCUACUUCCUCCCGGACUCAGCCCCUGAGCGGUUAGAAGAGCUAUGUGUCCGUGCCCGCUCUGAGUUCUUAGCCGAAGCCUGUGGGGGCCAGGGCCUAGGGGGUGCAGAGGAGCCCAUUAGACCACCAGACCCCAUGGCCGCAGCCCCAAGCCAGUUAGAGGCUGCACCAGAGGAGGAUGGAGCUGGCCAGGUGUUCCUGGAACCCCACCUGCCCCUCCGGGGGUGUUUCUUACAGUGCCCUCAGCUGCCUGCCCCUCAAGGGAACUAGAGACGUCGCAGCCAAAGUUGCCAAUCACUUAGACAAAGUGACAACCGUGCCCCUCGAGCUUGUCCCAGAGCAGAAAGUGCCUUGAUCCACAAGAGCCUGUCACCUCUUCCCAGAUGUCCCUUUGGAUGAAAAGCAGGGACGCGCUGGAGAGGGGGAGGUGUCCUUUCUCCCUUGCCCUUCGAGUCUCUCUCCCCUGUGCUGUAGAUACUGCUAGUACACUGGGCUUUAAUUAUAAAAGACGAAGCGUGAAAGAUGCUCCCCAGUGUUAUGAAGCCCCACUCCCAAUAUAAGGAAGGUCAAAGCAAGAAGAUGAGUCGAAGCCAUGAGGGAGGAAGCCAUGGCAGGGAGGCAUAAGGGUGUGUGGGAGUUCUCCUGCCCCAGGUGCCGCGGAAGGCAUAUCCGUGUGGUCCUCAGUUUGGGCCAAGACACUCUGGUUACCUUGACGCUCCGCUGCCUCACCCUGCCCCACCCCACACACGCCAGGCUCAAGCCUCAAUGAUUCAGUGACUGUACUGGGUGGGAGCCAGAAACCUGACCAUUUUGUUGUCUACAUGAGCCUAGACUAGCCCUGUGCCCUAGAACCCAUCAAAAAUACCCCCAAAGAGGGAGAGAUGAGGGGUCAGAGGUGGAUAGCCGGACUCACUCAUCUUCUCUCAGAUGGAACAUUAGGGGCCAUCCAUGCACAGCUGACCAAAGCCGUGUCUUUCCUGCCUGCCUCCCAUUCACGUUUGCCCCUGGGGAGGAAGUUUGGUGAGGUUAGUGGGUUGGAGCCGCUUGGGGAAGGUCCUCUACAGACCCUGGGCUAGCUUUCUGCAGCCCAGAAGUGCAGUGGGAGGGGUGGGGUGCAGACAGACGGAGACGAACAUUGUUUCCUGCUUUGGGCGUCUAUUCCCUCAUCCAAGCAUGGAAGGCCCCUCGUCACGCCCUGUGGCCGAACAGUUUGCUUGCCAGCUUGCCAAGUUCUUUUGCCAAAAUCAGGACUUUGAAGGAAAUCUCCAGCAUGCUGGACCCAGGGCACUCCAGCCUUCUCCAGCCCCAGUGUCCCUGGGGAUUUAGCAGCAACCUGGUCAUCAGGAUGACUUUGUGCCUCUGUAACCAGGUAUUGAAACUGUUCGUCUCACCAGGCUGUUUCACAUGGCCCUCUGCUGGGGGCUUCCUGGUGGGGGGGUGGAAAAGUCUCUCUCUCUCUCUCUCUCUCUCUCUCUCUCUCUCUCUCUCUCUCUCUCUCUCUUUUGUAUAAAUAACAAAGUGUUGAAAUGUAUUUCCUGAAAUAAAUGUUUCAAAUACAAACUUU
Molecule: messenger RNA, 3807 nt
Organism: Mus pahari (shrew mouse)
Lineage: Eukaryota; Metazoa; Chordata; Mammalia; Rodentia; Muridae
Gene: Septin9
Product: septin 9
Exons: 11
Coding region: 296-2026 (576 amino acids)
Biological process (GO): cytoskeleton-dependent cytokinesis
Cellular component (GO): septin complex; cell division site; microtubule cytoskeleton
Molecular function (GO): GTPase activity; molecular adaptor activity; GTP binding
Source: RefSeq, a predicted model, not a curated record